AUGGAGCUUCACAACUUACCAAUCGAGAUACUUACAAGGGUUCCCCCAAUAGAGAGUUAUUUGACCUACUUUCCCCGAAAGACGAUUAUUAGCUGGCUUAACUUGUUCUCACAACGACAACUGUUUUGUUUAUUGGCCUCAAGGGGUGUUGGAAUAUAUCGUCGAAAUAAAGGGGCACUUUAUGUUAUGAAAGCGCCGGGACACUAUUUGUUGGUGACUACUGAGACCGGAAGAUUAACAUUGGCUGAAAAAACAGAGUUAGACAAUGUUUUCAGGGGUGUAACUUUUAUUAACUUUGGACCACCGGUUGGAAAUAGGUACUUUAAAAAGUACUUGAUAUUUGAAUUUCGAUGUGUGGGGAACCUUGUUUUGGAAAACAUUGCCCUUUUUCUAUUCUUGCAUAUAUGGAGUGGUGACAAAUGUGCCAUUAAUCGUACAUGUAUUCCUUUUAUGGCUUACAUGUGGAACUCUGUAAUUCCCAAACAUCUCAAGGUUUCAUACCUUACCCUGUUGGAAGCUGACAAAGAUUUCUUAUACUUGUUUUUUAACUCAAUACUAAGAAGCAAUUCUGCUCUUGAGAAGUUAAAAUUCGACCUCCGUUAUCGCUUUUUCCGACAAACUAAAUCAAUUGAGGUGACUAUGACAAUCAAAAAAUACAUGCGGUUUGUUAGAACACUGUUAAAUUCAGAUUCCGAAUGGAAUUUAUGUCCCAAUUCACUAUGUGUGAGAAUAAUCUUCAAUGCAACUGAUAAGUACCUGCACAACAUUUUAGCUCACGACAACGUUGAUGAAGAGGUUCCAGGCGAUUUUCUGAUCUAUUGGAUAAAGAGAGUUUUUGGUCUACAUUUAUUAAAAUCCUUUAGUUUGUAUUUUUUUGCACUAAAUACUCAAAUAACUCAACUUCUCUUAUUAUUAUACUAUAUGCCAGGUUUGAUUCUGCUCGACUUAAGUUGUGGCAAAUUAGAUAUUUUGAAAAUACCAGACAUGAUAUGGCCUAAAAGACGACCUUUGAAUAUUCAACUCAAAGUUAGUCUCAAUCAUUACUUUUACCUGCAGUCUCGGCAGAAAAUUUUAAAACAUUGGAGGGUUUCAAUUAUGGAUGACCAUGUGUCAUUGAAUUAUGAUGGGAACGGGCCACCGCAAAACACGCUUUUGAGGAUAUUGAUGUCUCCCAAGUAUCUGCACUUGAAACGUCAGUUCAAGGCUCGGAGUCGCAAAAUCCUAAAAUUAUGA
Messenger RNA from Lodderomyces orthopsilosis Co 90-125, 1233 nucleotides. Its product is annotated as pre-mRNA-splicing factor. The record is from RefSeq and is a predicted model, not a curated record. NCBI's taxonomy places the organism in Eukaryota, Fungi, Ascomycota, Pichiomycetes, Serinales, Debaryomycetaceae. The transcript has a single exon. The coding region runs from base 1 to 1233 and encodes 410 amino acids.